GGUCGUUUGUUGGCCACUGAAUCGACGCGCAUUCUCGAUGAUGCAGCUCGUAGACGUCGUCUCAGAAAACAGCUGGAUGCUUUGGAGCAGGAUAAUUUUCAUGAAGAUCCGCAUGCACAAUUGCAAUGGCACAAGAACAUACCGAAAUUUGAUGAUGAACAGGUAAACACUCAGGGGGCAAGCCGAAAAAGAGUCAGCGCGGAUAAUGCU
Molecule: messenger RNA, 210 nt
Organism: Anisakis simplex (herring worm)
Lineage: Eukaryota; Metazoa; Nematoda; Chromadorea; Rhabditida; Anisakidae
Source: the annotation of a GenBank genome assembly